Molecule: messenger RNA, 895 nt
Organism: Leptosomus discolor (cuckoo roller)
Lineage: Eukaryota; Metazoa; Chordata; Aves; Leptosomiformes; Leptosomidae
Source: RefSeq, a predicted model, not a curated record
AUGGAAGCUGAUGGCAAUGCUGUCGUUCCCUUGCGUCAGAAGGCAAAAAAGAAAAGUCAAGGGUUCUUUACAAUGAGCCGACGGAGGAUAUCGUGUAAAGAGCUGGGGCAAGCUGAUUGCCAAGGAUGGCUCUACAAAAAGAAGGAAAAAGGAGCUUUCAUUGGUAACAAAUGGAAAAAGUUCUGGUGCGUGCUGAAGGAGUCAUCGCUAUAUUGGUACAGCAGUCAGCUGGCUGAAAAAGCAGAAGGAUUUAUCAGACUUCCAGACUUCAGUGUGGACCGAGCAACUGAAUGCAAAAAAAAGCAUGCUAUUAAGAUCAGCCACCCACAGAUCAAGACAUUUUAUUUUGCAGCAGAAAAUGUUCUGGAAAUGAACACGUGGCUAAGUAAGCUGGGAAUGGCUGUAGACCCUCAGGCACCCAACGGGAAGAAUGAGGAAGAAUGCUACAGCGAAAGCGAACAUGAUGAUCCAGAAAUAACAGACACACCACCUCCCCCCUACACAGUCCAACCACCACCUCCUCCUUUGGAUCAACAGAAGUCUUCUCUCACCUCAACUCUGUCAAGUGAAGCAUCUUGUUCUCUCUCCUCUCCUGAAAGCACUUUCAACUCCCAAGAGUCGUCAUCUUCCUUGAUGUCCAAAGUGGUUUAUCCCGAGAGGCAGUCCUGGCUUGACCUAGUUAACAGCUCUGCCACAGAAGAGGGUGAUCAGCCUUUAACUUUCUGCGUACAGAUUCACUCUGAUGAGCCACCAGAAGUAGACUGUGGAGAAGCGGCAGAAAGCCAGGAGGUCCACCUUUCCAAAUCCAGUGGUGGAUCCCAAAACUUUUUUUUAGGUCCAGAUACACAUUGUCUAGCUGUGCCAGACGCAACAGGACAGAGAUCACUAGCCAAAG